Cuscuta campestris is the source of this 566-nucleotide messenger RNA. The record is from the annotation of a GenBank genome assembly. Lineage: Eukaryota; Viridiplantae; Streptophyta; Magnoliopsida; Solanales; Convolvulaceae.
CUUAUUUUUAGUCCUAAUCAUAAUAAGUUUAGAAAAUAGAUUCACGACAUUUUCUUAAAAAAUUCCCACCUUGAUUUGAAUUCUCUAAAAAACAUAUGCACCAGAAUCAGAUGUACCAGAUUUUCUCCAGUCCCAAAAGUGACAAGAUGUAUCAUCGGAAAGCUCGUACGUUGUUCAAUCCCCAACCACGAGACAAGAAAACUCAACAACAAGGGCAAUAUGAGAAUAAGAUAUCAGAUUUGCAUGGAGAAGUGAUGGCUUGUGCAUACGAGGACGUACAAGUGAUGUGGUCAAUUUUGGACAAGUCCAAGCCCCGCCCUUGCAAUAUCACUUCCUCUUAAGGACUAUUCGCAAAUUAACUGGACUUUGCAGUAAAAAAAAUAAAAUAAACUACUCGGUAUUUGCUUGAGUUUUUUGAUACUUGUGAUUUUUUUAACAUUUAUAAAUGGGGAUAUAAUAAGUAUGUCUCCAUUUAUCUCGUUUUUUAAUGUAUCAAAAAAUUCAAGCAAGACGUUAAUUGAAAAUGAAGGGAGAAAAUAAUAAUAUAAUGAAACUUUUGAAGACCC